AUAAUAGUUAUGAAAUAUGCAUCAGGAGGAGAUUUACAUAAGCAUUUGCAGAAGGAUUUUGCAAGAAUUAAAUGGGAUAGUGAAAAAUUACGUAUUUUACAUCAAAUUUCAGCAGGACUUGAAACUAUUCAUAAUAAAAAAUUUAUACAUCGAGACUUCCAUAGUGGAAACAUAUUAUUUGAUCAACAACAUAAAAAAACGUUAAAUGAUGAUUGGAAAAUUGGAGAUCUAGGAUUAUCACAAGCUGUAAAUAGUGAAUCAUCAAAUAAUGAAAUAUAUGGAGUAAUACCUUACAUUGCACCGGAAAUAUUUAGAGGGUCUAUAUUUUCUAAAGAAGCUGAUAUUUAUAGUUUGGGUAUGAUUAUGUGGGAACUUACAACAGGUUGUAAACCUUUUGAUAAUGUUGAACAUGAUCAUCAUCUUAUUUAUAAAAUUCUUGAUGGAGAACGACCUAAAAUUACAGAAGAUACACCAGAAUGUUAUGCU
Molecule: messenger RNA, 486 nt
Organism: Rhizophagus irregularis DAOM 181602=DAOM 197198
Lineage: Eukaryota; Fungi; Glomeromycota; Glomeromycetes; Glomerales; Glomeraceae
Biological process (GO): signal transduction; protein phosphorylation
Cellular component (GO): cytoplasm
Molecular function (GO): protein kinase activity; ATP binding
Source: RefSeq, a predicted model, not a curated record